Molecule: messenger RNA, 1811 nt
Organism: Chanos chanos (milkfish)
Lineage: Eukaryota; Metazoa; Chordata; Actinopteri; Gonorynchiformes; Chanidae
Gene: ggt5a
Product: gamma-glutamyltransferase 5a
Exons: 12
Coding region: 1-1671 (556 amino acids)
Biological process (GO): leukotriene D4 biosynthetic process; inflammatory response; glutathione catabolic process
Cellular component (GO): plasma membrane
Molecular function (GO): glutathione gamma-glutamate hydrolase; leukotriene-C(4) hydrolase activity
Source: RefSeq, a predicted model, not a curated record
AUGGCAAGACCUAGAGACCGAUUGUGUAGGCCUAUGUGUGUGUGUUUUGCAGUUGUAUGCGUUGUUAUCAUAAUUAUAGUUUGUGCCACUCACUACGGUUACCAGAGGUGUUCUGGCGAAGUUUUCAGGAGAGCAGCAGUUGCCGCCGAUUCGGAAACCUGUUCUAAGGUCGGCCGAGACAUCCUGCAAUCUGGUGGAUCGGCUGUAGAUGGCGCCAUCGCCGCUUUGCUGUGCACAUCGAUAAUUAAUCCACAAAGUAUGGGUAUCGGCGGAGGCUCCAUUUUCACUGUUCUGGAGAAAAACGGAACGGUAAAAAUCAUCAAUUCCAGGGAGACUGUACCAAAGGACUUCAAAGCAGACUUGUUAUCUGAAUGCCCACAGCAAUUCAAGUUGAUGUCAGGGAGUCAGUGGAUAGGUGUUCCCGGGGAGAUCCGGGGGUAUGCAGUAGCCCAUGGGUUAUACGGAAAGCUACCAUGGGCCAGCCUUUUCAUGCCUACUAUUAAAAUGGCCAGAGAAGGUUUUCCCAUUCCUUACAUGCUCUCACAAUUCAUCAGCAGAGGCCUGAACAAAUCCACACCACUGGGUCAGUUAUUCGUUGACGAAAACGGGAACCAGCUGAAGGAAGGAGAUACCAUCAAGUUCGAGAAGCUGGCAAACACUCUGGAGAUCAUCGCUGAGAAAGGACCGGACGCUUUCUACACAGGAGACAUAGCAAAAGACUUAAUCAGCGACAUACGGGAUGCAGGUGGGAGCGUGAGCCUGGAGGACCUGAGUUCCUUCACCGUUACUGAGCCAGACGUUUGGGAGCUGAAUCUUGGGGAAUAUCAGAUGUUUUUCCCCCCUCCACCUGCUGGGGGCGCCAUCCUUGGCUUUAUCCUCAAUGUUAUGAGAGGUUAUAACCUGGGCCCUGCUUCUCUGGAAGGCAAACAGAAGUCACUGACGUAUCAACGCUAUGUGGAAACUUGCAAAUUUGCCAACAGCCUCAAGAGAUACACUAUAGAUCCCAGAUUUUCCUCCGAAAGGAAAGCCCGUCAAGCCACAGAAGAGGCCUUUGCUGAGCGUAUUAGACAGCUGAUCAGCGACAGCUCUACCCAUGAUGCUCAGUACUACAACGUCACGCCGUAUCUGGACGGCAUGGGCACCACCCACGUGUCUGUGUUGGCAGAGGACGGCAUGGCUGUUUCAGUGACCAGCACAAUCAACCACAUAUUUGGAUCUCAGGUGUUCUCCCCCAAAACCGGCAUCAUCCUCAACAACGAGCUGUCGGACUUCUGUGGGAAGACGGAUCAGAUACACGCUGGCGAACAGCCUCCCUCCUCCAUGGCUCCUGUGAUCCUUUACUCCAAAUCUAAACAGCACACUCUAGUCAUGGGGGGGUCGGGGGGCAGCAUGAUUACCACGGGAAUGGCCCUGACAAUAAUGAACCACCUGUGGUUUGGAAAGAGUCUGGAAGAAUCCAUUGCUGCACCGGUCGUGUUUGUGGACUCCAAAAAUGCGCUUAAAUUUGAGCCCAAGUUUGAUAAGGCCGUUGUUGAGGAGUUGAGGGCGCUCGGGCAUACGAUCAAGGAGCAGAGCAUCUUCUACAACGUGAUCAACGUCGUGUCGAAGCGCGGCGGCUGCAUCCGCGCCAUCUCGGACGCGCGGAAGAUGGGGAGGGCCGCCGGGUACUGAUCCGUCGGGCGUGACGUGAAGCGGGCCGGCGCUGAGAGCUGUCACUUUUGCGGGGACUUUACACGGGGCCCCGUACGCAACAGGUCGUUUAGAGGUUGCUUGGGGGCCAAAUCGAGGCAGACGAAUCAAAACUCCGGACC